This is a messenger RNA of Acanthopagrus latus (yellowfin seabream), 1339 nucleotides long. RefSeq names its product ATP synthase F1 subunit gamma (gene atp5f1c). The transcript has 9 exons. Lineage: Eukaryota; Metazoa; Chordata; Actinopteri; Spariformes; Sparidae. Gene Ontology annotation, biological process: proton motive force-driven ATP synthesis. The record is from RefSeq and is a predicted model, not a curated record. Bases 83 to 964 code for a protein of 293 amino acids. Gene Ontology annotation, molecular function: proton-transporting ATP synthase activity, rotational mechanism.
UCCGUGAAGGCAGCAAUUCUUCCAUUUUGCCUUUAACUUGCGCCUGCGCAGUCCUGCGUGUCUGACCUUCAUAGGAGUAACCAUGUUCGCCAGGACCAGCGCGUUGGUGUUCGCCCCACAAUGUGGGCAGGUCAGGAACAUGGCAACCUUGAAGGACAUCACCAUCCGGUUGAAGUCCAUCAAGAACAUCCAGAAAAUUACCAAGUCCAUGAAAAUGGUGGCCGCUGCCAAGUAUGCUCGUGCUGAGAGGCAGCUGAAGCCAGCCAGAGUCUAUGGCACCGGUGCUCUCGCCUUGUACGAGAAGGCCGAGAUCAAAGCCCCGGAGGAGAAGGCCGGCAAGCAUCUGAUCAUCGGCGUGACCUCUGAUCGUGGUCUCUGUGGCGCCAUCCACUCCGGUGUGGCCAAGACCAUCAAGAGCAGGAUCGCCAGCCUGACCGAUGCUGGCAAGGAGGUCAUGGUGGUCAACGUGGGAGACAAGCUGAGAGGCCUGCUGCACAGAACUCAUGGAAAGCACAUCAUGCUGAACUGUAAGGAGGUCGGCCGUAAGCCGCCAAACUUCGGUGACGCUUCGAUCGUCGCCACUGAGCUCCUCAACUCUGGAUAUGAGUUUGACCAAGGCUCUGUCAUCUUCAACAGAUUCAGGUCUGUUAUCUCAUACAAGACGGACCAGAAGCCUUUGUUUUCCAUUGAGACAGUCGCUAAUGCAGAGAGCAUGGGCAUCUACGAUGACAUCGAUGCCGACGUGCUGAGGAACUACCAGGAGUUUGCUCUGGUCAACAUCCUCUACUUCGCCAUGAAGGAGUCCACCACCAGUGAGCAGAGUGCCAGGAUGACCGCUAUGGACAGCGCCAGCAAGAACGCCUCUGAGAUGAUUGACAAGCUGACCCUCACCUUCAACCGUACCAGACAGGCCGUCAUCACCAAGGAGCUCAUUGAGAUCAUCUCUGGAGCUGCUGCGCUAUAAACGAGCCAGGUCUUCGUUUCCAUUAACUUUAGCUCUUCGAAACCUCAGGAGCGUCGUGUCCAGAGUCUACGAACAUUUGUGCUUCUAUUUGUAUAAAUAUAUGGAGAAAAUAAACAGUCAGAUUCCUCUUCUUUCAUCAGCUCCUGUAUGUUUUAUUCCCUGACAAUAAAUGCUAAUGAAAAUGAAUGUUGGCACUUCACUUUUAAUCCAAAUGUUUAACUUGAACGCUUUGACUCAUGAGUCGGUAAUGACAGUGUCUCUGUUCAGACGAUAUUAAAGUUCACGUGUGUUGUACUGUGGCGUUCACAUACAGAGGACGGACAAAAAACAAAGUAGAAACACAAUUGUUCCUUCAAUAAAUGCUACAUAUGUGAA